Capsella rubella is the source of this 648-nucleotide messenger RNA. RefSeq lists its product as uncharacterized. NCBI's taxonomy places the organism in Eukaryota, Viridiplantae, Streptophyta, Magnoliopsida, Brassicales, Brassicaceae. The transcript has 2 exons. Bases 98 to 580 code for a protein of 160 amino acids. The record is from RefSeq and is a predicted model, not a curated record.
UAUGAAACAAGUUAAUAAAAAAUGAAGAGUAUCAUCUCAUCUUGAGAAUUGACCAAAGGGACACAAUCUAAGGUUCUUUUCAUUUUCAUUCUUCAUUAUGGCUGAGGGAAGAAGUAAUCUCAAUUUUCAGGUAGAGUCGACCAAAAACUCUGGUGACCAAGAAAACUUUCCGCGCCAGGAUUGUCCAGUUGGUCUCAGCAGACACCCACAGACACAUGGCAGCGGUGGAGAAGCUUCUCAGAAGGCAGACUUGGCCGAGUCUAAGUUGGUGGACGUGAAGCAAGGAACCAAGACAGUGAGUGAGUACCUUGAAGAGUUCCUUGAGAAGAGCAAGACCCUUGAAAGAGAGUGUGACGAAGAGGAGCUGGCUUGGAUGUUCCAGAGAGGGCUACGUCAGGAGUUGCAGGAAGGAGUUCGUGCAGCGAAUUGUGGAUGGAUCCUCUGUUAUGUGUCAGAUGUAGCAUAUGAAGCUGAGCUGAUAGAGGCCAAACUUGAAAGCACCAAGGGAAAGCUUCCCCUCGUAUUUGACGAGUCUACAAAUGUCGAGUGUGGACAGAACUCAUCCAAGGACGAGGCAUAAGGCUUUUGAGUCGUGUGGAUUAUGAUUUGGUUUUAACUUUGGGUUUUCCUUUCGUUUGUUUUGUGAUU